AAGAACUCUUCAUUGAUCGGGACGGUACGAUCUUUGUUCACAUUCUGGACUUCUUACGUACCUCCACCCUUCCGAAUUUAUCUCUUCCGGUAUUAAGAAAACUGGAGAUUGAAGCCAAAUUUUACGAAAUCAAGCCCUUGCAGACUUUCGUCGCGCAAAGGAUUCAAGAGUACGUCGGUGCUCCUAAAUUCAAGAUCAUCCCGAUUAGAAAUUUCAAAGAUGAUGAAUGGCCCCAAUUCUUCAUCAACAACGACAUGUCGAAUUCCCUCUGUGUACAAUAUGGCUAUCAAUCGAGAGAGGAAAGUGUGAAAAUGGAAAUCAAACAUGAUGAUGUUGUUGUUGGCGAAAAAGCUACGCCAAAACGUCUUUCCCCUAUUCCAACUAGAUUUUUGUCGAUUGUGAGCGAUAGCGCUGAUGAUGAUACAUUGAUCUCGUCCUCUUCGGUAGAAGUUCCUAUCAUUUAUCAUAAUCCAAACAUCCGGAAUCUUGAUAAUCUAGAAAAUGGUGGAAAUGAUUAUGAUGGCUUUCGAGAUGGUUUUGGAUCAAGCAAAUCCAUGCACCUGGAACCACAUAUGUCACUGAGAAACAGUUUGGAUUUAAAUAAAUAUCUUCCAGAUGGUGAGAUACCAAUAAUCUUAAAAAAUGACAAAGAAUGGAAAAGGGAUGAAGAGGAUAGCAGAAGUGAGGAUCAGAUAACUCCGGAAUACGAAUUUGUCACCAUUACGACAAUGCCUGUCGACAAAAUUAACUCAUCGAGACAUACGAGAGAUUCCUCUUACUAUGAUUCCACGAUGUAUGAAU
Acaulospora morrowiae is the source of this 801-nucleotide messenger RNA. The record is from the annotation of a GenBank genome assembly. NCBI's taxonomy places the organism in Eukaryota, Fungi, Glomeromycota, Glomeromycetes, Diversisporales, Acaulosporaceae.